Messenger RNA from Ordospora pajunii, 321 nucleotides. RefSeq lists its product as uncharacterized. The transcript has a single exon. Bases 1 to 321 code for a protein of 106 amino acids. NCBI's taxonomy places the organism in Eukaryota, Fungi, Microsporidia, Ordosporidae. The record is from RefSeq and is a predicted model, not a curated record.
AUGCAGGCAGGGCAUUCGUGCAAGGAAAUAGCGGUGCUUGAGGGCGUGAUUGCCGAGAUUCUGAGCCGAUGCGAUGAUGCAGGCGACAUUGCAAAAAUGUUGGUAGCAAUAAAGGAAGGAAUAGCCACACACAUAGAUGAAAUGGAGGAGUACUACGUGAAAAAGAUACUUUUUGUGGCAGAAGCGAGCAAUAAGAAAAUCGACACGAUACAGAGAGAAAUUGAUGGAUUAGAGCAAGCAUAUCUUGAUUUGCUGGCGAAGGCGAGCAAGAUGAAGAAAGGUAUCCAUGCAUUGAGCCUGAUGGAUGGAAUGCGGAAUUGA